Messenger RNA from Salvelinus sp. IW2-2015, 2253 nucleotides. RefSeq names its product plexin-D1. The record is from RefSeq and is a predicted model, not a curated record. Gene Ontology annotation, molecular function: semaphorin receptor activity. Gene Ontology annotation, biological process: negative regulation of cell adhesion; semaphorin-plexin signaling pathway involved in axon guidance; regulation of cell migration. Lineage: Eukaryota; Metazoa; Chordata; Actinopteri; Salmoniformes; Salmonidae. Gene Ontology annotation, cellular component: semaphorin receptor complex; plasma membrane.
AUAGGUGCAGGUGGGUAACUUCCAGAGGAUCAUAGCCAAGGUGCAGCUGGGGGGUAGUGAGCUGGCCAUUGUGGUGUCCAUCGUGGUGUGCUGCGUCCUGCUGCUGCUGUGCACUGUGGCUCUGGUGGUGUACUGUACUAAGAGCAGAAGGGCGGAGCGCUACUGGCAGAAGACUCUGCUGCAGAUGGAGGAGAUGGAGUCCCAGAUCAGAGAGGAGAUCCGCAAAGGCUUUGCAGAGCUGCAGACAGAUAUGACAGACCUGACGAAGGAGCUGAACAGUAGCCAGGGAAUCCCCUUCCUGGAGUACAAACAGUUUGUCACACGCACUUUCUURCCCAAGAUGUGUUCAGACUAUGAGAGGAGUCUGGUCCAGCCCGUCUAUGAGAACAACGCCCUCGGUCCACGAGCCCUCCCUGAGACACACCCCCUUCUGCAGGACUGGCAGCCCUCUAACACAGCCAAGCCUAACAUUGAAGAGGGCAUAACUCUCUUCUCCACUCUUCUCAACAACAAGCACUUCCUGGUUACCUUCGUCCACGCGCUGGAGCAACAGAAGGACUUUGCCGUACGCGACAGGUGUAGCCUGGCGUCCUUGCUCACUAUCGCCCUCCAUGGUAAACUGGAGUACUACACCAGCAUUAUGAAGGAUCUGCUGGUGGACCUGAUCGACGCCUCGGCCGCCAAGAACCCCAAGCUGAUGCUGCGACGCACAGAGUCUGUGGUGGAGAAGAUGCUCACCAACUGGAUGUCUAUCUGCAUGUACAGCUACCUCAAGGAGACAGUGGGCGAGCCCUUCUUCCUGCUACUGUGUGCCAUCAAGCAGCAGAUCAACAAGGGUUCUAUAGARGCCAUCACAGGGAAGGCCCGGUACACCCUCAACGAGGAGUGGCUGCUCAGAGAGAACAUCGAGGCCAAGCCACAGAACAUCAACGUCUCGUUCCAGGGCUGUGGGAUGGACUCUCUGGUCGUGAGGGUGAUGAACACAGACACCAUCUGCCAGGUGAAGGAUAAGAUUCUAGAUGCCUUCUAUAAGAACCUGCCCUUCUCGCAGUGGCCAAUGGCAGAGGACGUAGACCUGGAAUGGUUUGCGUCCGGUAGUAACAGCAGGAUCCUCCAGGACCUGGAUAACACUUCAGUGAUGGAGGAUGGCAGGAAGAAACUCAACACAGUCUCGCAUUACCAGAUCCCAGAGGGGGCGUCGUUCGCCAUGAGCAUGAAAGACAAGAGAGACAACACCCUGGGGAGAGCCAAAGACUUGGACACAGAGAAAUACAUCCAUUUGGUCCUGCCUCAUGAUGAGCUGUUUGAGAAUAAGAGGUCCCACAGACAGAGUCACCGUAAGAAGGUCCUCCCUGAGAUCUACCUGACACGCCUCCUCUCCACCAAGGGAACAUUGCAGAAGUUCCUGGACGACCUUUUCCAGGCCAUCCUCAGUAUUCCCGCAGAGCGUCCCCCACUGGCCAUCAAAUACUUCUUUGACUUCCUGGAGGAGCAGGCGGACAAGAGGGGCAUCACCGACCCCGACACCCUGCACAUCUGGAAGACCAACAGUUUACCUUUGCGUUUCUGGGUGAACAUCCUGAAGAACCCUCAGUUUGUGUUUGACAUUGAUAAGACAGAUCACAUGGAUGCAUGUCUGUCUGUCAUCGCCCAGGCCUUCAUAGACGCCUGCUCCAUUUCAGACCUGCAGCUGGGCAAGGACUCUCCCACCAACAAGCUGCUGUAUGCCAAGGAGAUCCCAGAGUACAAGAAGAGGGUGCAGUGCUACUACAAGCAGAUCCAGGAGAUGGCGCCACUGAGCGAGCAGGAGAUGAACGCCCACUUGGCCGAGGAGUCACGGAAAUACAGAAACGAGUUCAAUACCAACCUGGCCUUGACGGAGAUCUACAAAUACGCCAAGAAAUACAGAAACCAGGUGGUGAGUGCUCUCGAGUCCAACCCCACAGCGAAGCGUACUCAGCUGCACCACAAGUUUGAGCAGGUCAUUGCUCUGGUGGAGGACAACAUCUAUGAGUGCAGCAGUGAGGCCUGAGUCUCCCGCCACCCAGAUUCCAGCCUAUUCCUCCUGGCUGCCUCCACCCUACCCGGGAUCCAAGGACCUAGGAAACCCCCUGUCUGUCUACCCUCCACAUAUCCCUUCUCUUUAUAGAGCCCAAAGACAGAAAGGAACUCUUUGCUUUAACUUCUUACGGCUGAGAUCGGCUGAGAUCCCGUUAACGGGAUCGACUUGACAACAGCCAGUGAAAGUGCAGG